Vidua chalybeata is the source of this 1180-nucleotide messenger RNA. RefSeq names its product coiled-coil domain containing 42 (gene CCDC42). The coding region runs from base 39 to 1100 and encodes 353 amino acids. NCBI's taxonomy places the organism in Eukaryota, Metazoa, Chordata, Aves, Passeriformes, Viduidae. Gene Ontology annotation, biological process: spermatid development. The record is from RefSeq and is a predicted model, not a curated record. The transcript has 7 exons.
GCUGUCAGAGUGCCAGGAGUGGCACUGGAGCUCUCGCAAUGGUUGGAGGGGGCACAGUGCCUCUCUCUGGACUGAGAGUAGCCACAGGGCUUGUCCUGGUGGGCGGGAGUAGCCUCAGUGCAGUGUCCAGCGGCCCCAGAGGCGGGCCAGCAGCAGGACGCGCGGUGGCCGCAGCGAUGGCACACGAGGACGUGAGCUAUUACCGGGGGCAGUACAAGGACAGGCUCCUGCCCCUGCUCAGGGAGCUGCGGGCGGCAGAGGAGGACUCCACGAACUCCUUCAUCUGCGUCCUGAAGAAGAUGAAGGAAGCGCGACUGGUGGAGAAGGUCGUGGAGGAGACAGAGCAGGCCUUCACGGAGAGGAUGGAGGCCCUCGCUGAGCAGUGGAGGGACCUGCACGCCAGGAGGGCCCAGCUGAAAGCCCACGUGGUGACUUCGGGGACCACUGUAAAGGAGAAUGAAAGGCUGCGAAGCCAAGCUCUGAAGAAAGCCAAAGAGGAGAAAGAGGAGAAUUCAAAAAAGGAGAGGGAGAUCCUGAGGGCUAGGAUGGAACUGGAAGCCCUGAGAAAACAGCACCAGAAACUCUCAAAAAAAUUGCUGAAGUACUCCCUGUUCAAGAGGUACCUGGAGGAUGUGGUGGAGAAUUCACAGUUCCAUGACAUCGAUGACAUCAUCACCUACUACAAGGCCCUGCUGAGGACGCGCAAGGACCUGCUGCAGUCCCAGUGGUGGCACCGGCAGCUGACGGAGCAGGGCAAGGCCCUGCAGCAGCAGAUCAGGGCAGAGAAGGAGGCUGAGAUGCUUCAGUGGAAGAAUGACCUGGUGCAGCUCAGAGAAUCCUUCGAGCAGGCUCAAAGUGACAUCCGCCAGUGGGAGGGUCGCUGGGCCGAGGUGCAGGACAGGGCUGCCAGGAAGGCCACGGAGCUGAAGUCCCUCACCAUGGCCAUCCACAGCCUCUUCCAGGCCGCCAGCGCGCGGCUGCAGCCGCAGGGCAGGGUGGCAGCUGGGGACAGCCACAGGCAGCUGGACAUGAUCCGGCAGUUUAUCUACGACCUCCAGGACUUCACGGAGGACAUGAAGGAGCGUGGCCGAUCUCUGUGAGAGCCUGCCCUGCCAGCGAGGGAGCAGCAGGGCGGGCAGGGAAAGGGGAGGACGAGAGAACACUGCAGAUAUUGUAGACU